Strongylocentrotus purpuratus (purple sea urchin) is the source of this 4528-nucleotide messenger RNA. RefSeq names its product neuroplastin. Gene Ontology annotation, molecular function: cell-cell adhesion mediator activity. Gene Ontology annotation, biological process: homophilic cell-cell adhesion; dendrite self-avoidance; axon guidance. The record is from RefSeq and is a predicted model, not a curated record. NCBI's taxonomy places the organism in Eukaryota, Metazoa, Echinodermata, Echinoidea, Camarodonta, Strongylocentrotidae. Gene Ontology annotation, cellular component: axon; plasma membrane. The transcript has 7 exons. Bases 196 to 1383 code for a protein of 395 amino acids.
AUAGCUGCUUUCUAGGUAGACUAGCUUACUUGGGCGAUUCUGAUCUGACUCUGUGCGAAUGACUGACGAUCUUGUCCUUGGAAAGUCGCAUUUAGCCUCAUAUUUUCACAUUAUAACCUAAAUAUUGGUAUCACAAGAAUUAUUAGAAUUACGACUCCAACUUCUGCGAAGAACAAGAGUUUUAACGUCUUCAAAAUGCUGAAUUCAAAGCCUCUCGCCGCUCUUGCAAUCUGCAUUGUUGCUGUCUCCCUUCACAUUUCCAGUGCACAAACACAGAUCAACAACAUUACAGAAGUCUCACUGAAUGAAACAGUGAUAAAUGCCCAGCUUCCGGAACCCAACGUGGAAGAGGGAAGCUCUGCAUAUUUCUACUGCAACGGGCCAGCUGACACUCGAUGGUACAGAAAGCAGCAGGACAACACUGACAGAGAGAUCGUAACUUCAGACAGAUUCGAAGUUUCGCAUAUUAUAUCUGAGGGUGUCACGUAUGCCAACAUGACAAUCAUGGAUGUAGUCAAGAACGAUUCAGGCGUCUACGUCUGCAAAGAUACUAACGGAAAUUCCUUUGAUGUUAAUUUGAUGGUCUAUGAAGUGAGGGAUGUUGUGAUCAGUCCUGCUGAGCCUGAAUUCAUAGAGGGCAGCAAUCUGCUCUUGAACUGCACCGUGGACGGCACCACGGACCAGACCGUCGCCUGGAGCGUGAAAAAGGCUGAAACCGCAGAGCCACUGCUGGAGGGGGAUGAUGCCAGCCAUGUCCAAGUCUUCAAUAACGGGUCUCUCAUCAUCCGUGUCCUGACGCCAGCUGAUGCUGGAGUCUACAUCUGCACUCAUGAGUUUGACGAGGCUUCCAAGUCUGCUAUGGUCAACGUAGGAGGAGAGAUCACCCUUACAUCCGAAAAGUCAGUCAAGUACACGGAAGGCGACCGUGCCAUGAUCGAGUGCGAAGCCCACGUCAUCACCACCGCUCUGCUGCCCUCGUUCAGCUGGAAGAUCAACGGAAUGGACCUGGAGGAUGCCUGCCCUGAGCGCUGCACCAUCAAGAACACGUCCACCACCCACACCGUCAUCAGCAAGCUGGAGAUCGUCGACAUCACCAUGGAGGACAGGAAGAACUACACCUGCACAGCUACCAACGCAGCCCACCCAGAGGGUGUAUCAAAGGACAUCCUUCUCAGGGUCCGAGAUCGUCUGGCUGCUCUGUGGCCUUUCCUUGGCAUCGUGACCGAGGUAGUCAUCCUGAUCGUCAUCAUCUUCAUCCAUGAGAAGUGCAGCAAGGGAGAGGACUACGGCGAAGACGACGAAGACGACGAUGAACCCAAAAAAGAGAAGAAAAAGAUCGAUGACGGAGACAGCGACAUGAGGAUGCGUUCCUCCAAAGAGUGACAGAACGUCCACCAGCGAAGGACCGCCUGGGAACAGACGGACCCUAGUCCCCCUCAGUAACCAUUUGAACCUCCGACCUUCUAUUUGGAGUACAGAUGGAGCAAUCCAUUGCUUCUCAUUUAUCAAAUUUUGUUUCACUUAACAUCAUAUGUCCAUUUAAAGCCCCUCUGCACUAGUUUGGCCGGGAGGUAUUAGACCUCCCUGCAUGGUCACUGACAGGUGGUUAUCUCAUUAAAUCAGCUCUCAAUUAGCAUUAAAAAAGGGGACCAUGGGGAACUAAUGGUCACCUAUUAGGCAUUGUUUGCUAUAUAGAGGGCGCAAGUAGCUAUAAAUAGUGCAGUGGGGCUUUAAGAUGGAAUUUUGCACCAUGCUAAAACUUUUCAUACCCUAUACAUUAAUGGUCUUAUGCUAUUUCCACGAGGUUGUCUUAGUAUUUAUUACAAAUGUUUUGCUAGUUUAUAUUUUGAUAUUUGAAAUAAAUGCUGUCUAAGUGAUGUUAAAAGAAAAAGACAUUUCAGACAGAGGUUAUACAUUAAUAUUUCAGAUCUUUGAAUUUUUCAAUUUUUACUUUAAUAUAGGUGUACCUUUUUUAAAUCUACUUGAUUCCAUUAAUACCAUUUUGUUUACUUUUUUCUUUGUUACUUUUGAUCGGUGCAUUUACCAUGGGAAAAAGAUGGAUGUCGUUUAAUAUUCUUUUCUUUUUCGGUUGGAGGGUCAUGAUCUCAUCCAAACUUUUUUUCUGUAGCAAUGUUUGUCAACUGUUGGGUGCGAUGAAAAAAAGAACAUCUUUAUCUGCAUUACCUCUCUCCACCCAGGGGUAGAAACAUUGUUACAGGUCAACUAUGUUCAUCUUUAUCCUUAUCUUCAUCGACAACAUUGAAUGUUUAGCUGGAUUAUUAAAAAACUUUAACUUUAAAUUGUUUAUUUUUUAUUGAAUACACCCUGAUAAAUCACCCUUGGGAAAAGAAGCGUAUUUGCUUAUCAUCGUAAAAUUAACGCUUUGCAGUCUUUGAAACAAUGCUUAUUUAUGUGAUAUUUUGAAAUUGAUUUGGUGAGGAAAACUGAUGGCUCAAGUAGUUAUACCCUUGUUAUAGAUAAUGGAUUAUAUUAACUCUUUGUACCUCACAUGGACACGUAGAGUACGUAACCCUUUUUUUUGGUAGUUGUUGGUUUUGUUAUUGUGGGCAUUCGCAGCGAAUAUAGACUAAACAAAUUAUUAUUAUUUUACAAGAGGUGCAAUGAGCAGAAAUAUAUGUUGAGUGUUUUAAAUGUCAAUUAGGAACUGCUUUUAAGUUUGAUGAUGAGUGAAGAGUUUAAAUGUAAAAUCAACAAAAUCAGAGCAAUACACUCAUACUGUUAUUUGGUGUUGUAGAAUCGAGUGAUUUUACACUUUCUAUGCUAGAUGUGUAGUAAAUGACUGUGUACGUGUAUUUCUUUUGCCUCAUGUACAUUCGUAAAACCAACGUGUUGUGAAAAAUUGCCGCUGUACAUUGGUGUGAAAUAUUUUCGUCUAAAAUUGUCUGGAAGUCAUCAAGGAUAUAUUCUGAAAUGACAUUUUUCUUAUUUAAUGUGACUUUUUUUUAUUGCAAUGUCAUAGGACUGUUGGUAAUUAUCACUUUAUAAAUGCAUGAAAUUAGUUUGUAGAAGGUAUGAUUCAUAAAAACUAACACAAUUUAUUUCAGUGGCUAUUGUAAUAAAAAUUGAUACACCUUCAUUAAUAUAAGGAGCUUUGUGUAUGUAGCUCUCAUUUCUUUCUGUAAGUACAAUUCUAUUUCUGUUUUUUUCUUAAAGUUUGUGAGAAUGCACAGUUCGUCGCACUUGUAUAUUACACAAUUUUUAAAAUAGCGAUAUGAUCUAAUUAUUGCAUCAUUCAAAUGCUAAGAGAAGGUCUUAUGUUAUUAGGAUGCAUAUACAUUGUAUAACACAUGAUUGUAAAAGAAUUACAGUGACAUCUUAGUAAUAUUUGAUUUUUCUGAAUUUACAUUUUUGGAAAUCACAUCUCAUUGGGAAUCAUGGAUCUCUUCCAAGUUGUCGUUUGCACUGGAGUGUUUUUGUGCACUGAUUGCCAAUUUCCUGCAAGUUUAUGCUUUUCAGUGUUUUUAUUUGUUCCUUUGUAUUUACUGCCAGAAGUUUGCAUGUUGGAAUAAGCAAUCAGGGGAAUUUUUGAAUGAGUUCUUUUAAAAGUUCCAUUAGCUUAAUGUCGGGUGGUUUGUGAACAAUUUUAUACCCAGGUAUGCGUUGUGUGUGUGUGUGUGUGUACGUGCUAUGAGUAUAUGAGUGGCUGCCGGAUGAUUUUGUUGUCAAAGCGCAAUUAUUGAUAUUAAAGAUGUUCAUGCAUGGAUAUAUAGUCGUUCGUGAAGUAGGCAACUUGGUGAUCACUACAGAGCACUGAGCCAACAGGUAUUACGUCCGUGUGCUGCCCUCUAUAUACCCACGCAUGAGCAACUUUAACAUGUAGACAUGUAGAGGUUGUGUGUAAUGUCAAGAAAAUAUAUGGUAUGUUAAAUGAUCUUUUUUCUAACAGUAUCAACAUUAGGUUUGAAUAGUGGUGAAAAGUUAGCUAUAUAUAUAUCAUGUAUUAUGGUGACCAGCACUUGAUUUAUGUGUAACUUAUACAAAUGUGGAGAGAUUGCCUAUUAUUAACUCAUAUUUGUGUGUGGAAAUUUUAUUAGUCUUCAUGCCCAAUUCAUACAAAUAUGUAGAUUGAUAUAAAGUUAGGUUUUGUUUUGUUUCUCUUUAGAUAUUGUUUUAUUCUUGGGGAAAUCGCCAACCCACCAAUAUAUAGACUGUAGUAAUUACAAGUGUCCAAAAAAGAAAGAUUUUGACAAGUGAGCGACUUGAAGAUUGGCUCACACUCUGCUUUUGCUAAUUAAGAGGCCUGACAGCAUAAAAAUGUGACAAAAGAGAUGAAAACAUGAUAUUUUUUUCGAGGUGUAUUAAUUCUGACCGGCAUUAGCACUGUCUAUAAAGGCCAUUAGACCUUCUGGCCUUUCUGCAGAGGUCGUUCUGUUGAUCUUUGGGUCAAACGAAAAUUGCUAUUGCUUUGACAGAAGUAUGUGAUUUUUAUGUCUUUAUCCCUUGUGACAAAAAUGAAAUCGAUUAAAGACUGCUGUGUUAUAUUAAGCCAACACACCUGUAUAUUGAA